ACUCCAGCCCCCCCAGUGCUAGUUUUUAUUACCACUGUCCUAAUGAGACUUCACAAAUCAUGGGCUAUCAAAGAAGAGCAUGUGAUCAUUCAGUCUGAAUUCUAUAUGAACCUUGAUGAAGCAGGAGAGUUUAUGUUUGACUUUGAUGGUGAUGAAAUUUUCCACGUGGAUCUGGGAAAGAGGGAGACUGUAUGGCGACUUGAAGAAUUUGAACAUUUUGCCAGCUUUGAGGCUCAAGGAGCAUUGGCCAAUCUAGCUGUGGUCAAAACCAACCUGAACAUCAUGAUGCAACGCUCCAACCACACCCCAAACAGCAAUGUACCUCCAGAGGUGAGUGUCAUUUCACAAACACCCGUUAAACUGGAUGAACCUAAUGUCCUCAUCUGUUUCAUUGACAAGUUUUCCCCACCUGCGCUCACUGUCACCUGGCUUAAAAAUGGAAAACCAAUAACCAUAAAAGUGUCAGAGACAGUGUUCUUGUCCAGAGAUGACCAACUUUUCAGAAAAUUCCAUGACCAUGACCUUACCUUCCUUCCCUCAAAUGAGGAUGUCUAUGACUGCAAGGUGGAGCAUUUGGGUUUAGAUGAACCUCUUGUCAAGUACUGGGAGUUUGAAGCACUCACCCCCUUACCAAAGACAACAGAAAAUGUGGUGUGUGCCUUGGGCCUGAUUGUGGGUCUGAUGGGUAUCAUUUUGGGGACCAUCCUUAUCAUUAAGGGAGUCUGCAAAGGCAAUGCUGUUGACCAUCAAGGACUUCUGUAA
Molecule: messenger RNA, 762 nt
Organism: Sorex araneus (European shrew)
Lineage: Eukaryota; Metazoa; Chordata; Mammalia; Eulipotyphla; Soricidae
Product: HLA class II histocompatibility antigen, DR alpha chain
Exons: 4
Biological process (GO): antigen processing and presentation of exogenous peptide antigen via MHC class II; immunoglobulin production involved in immunoglobulin-mediated immune response; peptide antigen assembly with MHC class II protein complex
Cellular component (GO): membrane; MHC class II protein complex
Molecular function (GO): MHC class II protein complex binding
Source: RefSeq, a predicted model, not a curated record